CUGGGUGUCCCUGCAGACGCGCCCUGGUGCGGCCACUGCAAACAGCUGGCCCCCAUCUGGGACAAGCUGGGCGAGAAGUACAAGGACAGCGCCGACACCAUCGUGGCCAAGAUGGACUCCACCGCCAACGAGAUCGAGUCGGUGAAGGUCCACAGCUUCCCCACCCUCAAGUUCUUCCCCGCCAGCGACGACCGCAAGGUGAUCGACUACAACGGGGAGAGAACGCUGGAGGGCUUCACCAAGUUCCUGGAAAGCGGCGGCAAAGAGGGCGGAGCCCCGGCAGGAGAUGAUGAGGAGGAGGAUGACGAAGAGCUGGAUGACCUGCAGGAGGUGGACGAGGACUCGGACGGUGAGGACGGCGAUGGCCACGACGAGUUGUAG
This is a messenger RNA of Menidia menidia (Atlantic silverside), 381 nucleotides long. The record is from the annotation of a GenBank genome assembly. Lineage: Eukaryota; Metazoa; Chordata; Actinopteri; Atheriniformes; Atherinopsidae.